Molecule: messenger RNA, 452 nt
Organism: Meloidogyne enterolobii
Lineage: Eukaryota; Metazoa; Nematoda; Chromadorea; Rhabditida; Meloidogynidae
Source: the annotation of a GenBank genome assembly
UUGUAAGAUCAACUCCAAUCCUAUCCUUUGCGUUUUUCUUUGAUGUGUUCAGCCGUUUUACUCUAUUUUUUAUUUUUAGGGAUUCUGCUCAUUAUCUACUUUAUUGUAUGAUUUUUGUCAUAUCAUCUCCUAUUACAUUGGCUCUUCUCCCAGUUUCAAUUUAUGCCAUUUUCAAUUUAAUUGCAACUCUAAACAAAUUUUCUACCGAAACUGGAGUUGCUCAUAAUUCUUUUAUAAUCUCCCGGCUGGUUCAAUUUAAACAACAAGCAUCUCCAAAUAUGUUAAGUACUGCUGCUUGUGCUGAAAUUUUCCUUUUGCCAAUUAUUAUUUUGAUGAUUUUUAUGUUCGGUUUUUUUAAAUUAAAAAAAAUUUUUUUUGGGGUUUUUGAGGAGAUUUUAACUCAAAACUACGUUUUUGAUUCUCUUUUCUUUUGGAAAAAUUGUUUUUAUUAA